Messenger RNA from Carcharodon carcharias (great white shark), 297 nucleotides. Its product is annotated as histone H2B 5-like. Gene Ontology annotation, molecular function: DNA binding; protein heterodimerization activity; structural constituent of chromatin. Gene Ontology annotation, cellular component: nucleosome. The transcript is spliced from 2 exons. The record is from RefSeq and is a predicted model, not a curated record. Bases 1 to 297 code for a protein of 98 amino acids. NCBI's taxonomy places the organism in Eukaryota, Metazoa, Chordata, Chondrichthyes, Lamniformes, Lamnidae.
AUGCCGACCAUCGCUGUUUCCAUCAGCACCACAGCUGUCGGCGCCAAGGCCUCCGUCUCCAAGAAAGGCUCGAAGAAAAUGGUGAUGAAAAUGUCCAGAAAGGGCAGCAGGAAGCACAGAGACAUCUUCGAGCGGGUCGCCGGUGAGGCUUCCCGCCUGGUCCAUUACACCAGGCAGCAGACUAUCUGCUCCCGGGACAUCCAGAGCACUGUCUGCCUCCUGCUGCCAGGGGAACUGGCCAAACACGCCAUCUCUGAGGGCACCAAGGCAGUCACCAAGUACACCAGCUCCAAGUAG